AUGGCGCCCUCAUUCUGGGAGAAGACCAAAGGGACCUCCAAAAAGGGCUUUGACAAGGCAUGGCAUACCCUCGACAAAUUGGGCGACCCUGUGAAUCGCUUGUCCAAUCGGGUUGGUGCCGAAGCCUUCUGGCCGAUGACCCUGGACAGAGAAAGCGACAAGGCGGCUCGCAUAUUACGAAGCUUUUGCAAAGAUGGUUUUUACGCCGAUGAAGAGAGCCAAAAACAAAGCACAGAUGGUGCAAAGAGUGGCAAGAUAGAUCGCCCCAAGGGCAAGCAACGAGUUCUGAAGAAGAUCCCAACGGAGGUUAUCAAGCGCGCGAAAGGUCUUGCCAUCUUUACCACGAUGCGUACGGGUCUCUGGCUCAGCGGCUCGGGUGGAAGUGGCGUCCUCUUGGCCAGAAUCCCUGAGACCGGUGAAUGGAGUCCUCCCUCGGGUAUCAUGCUUCAUACCGCGGGCAUUGGCUUUUUGGCGGGCGUUGAUAUUUAUGACUGCGUGGUCGUGAUCAAUACCUAUGAGGCACUAGAAGCAUUCAAGAAGGUUCGUUGUACAUUGGGCGGGGAAGUUAGCGCAUCCGCAGGCCCAGUGGGUAUGGGGGGCGUACUCGACUCCGAGGUUCACAAGCGCCAAGCUCCCAUAUGGACCUACAUGAAAAGUCGGGGUCUGUAUGCAGGCGUCCAGGUAGAUGGAACGAUAAUCAUUGAGCGCACCGACGAGAACGAGCGUUUCUAUGGUGAACGCAUAUCAGUGACGGAUAUCUUGGCCGGUAAAGCGAAACGCCCUCCGACGUCGAUUAAAACCCUCAUCCAGACUGUCAAGGCGGCCCAGGGCGAUAAGGAUGUCGACGAGAGUCUGGUACCUGCUGCGGGAGCACCGACCCCUGGGGAUGUAGAAGUAGUACCGGCCUCUGGUAGUUCUUCUCCUCCUAGCAAGUUUGGAAUCCCGGCUGCGGAUGACCCCGAUCCUUUCGGCGUCAAAGCUUUGGAGGCUGAGGGCCUCUUCAUUCGCGAAGCAGGCACCAAAACUCGUCCACACGUGGAUAGCUUUGAAUUCCGACCCAGCCCUAACAGUCCUAUCUAUUCGACCUUCCGGCACAGCGUUGAUAGUUCACCACGCAACAGUUGGCGGACCAGUGUACAGAGCUACGCCAGUAUUGACAGAGGCACUCAAACAGACGAACCCCCUCUGACGGCCCGGACUUCUAUCAGCCGCGCCUCUUCCCGAAGUAAUCGAGAUUUUACCGAACGGGCAGAGAAAAGUCCGUGGGAUCUUGAAGAGCGCGGAUGGGACACUAUUAUCCCAGAGCACCCAACUGAUCACUCUCACCAUGCCACCCAUGACGGUGACGAUGACCUAGUGGACGAUGACGUCGAAAUCCACGAGGUCAGCAACGCUACCGUCACGAAAUGCGACGGUUUCCCUAGUUCUCCCAUUGAAGAUUUGACCUCAACGAGCCCGAAGCGUCAGUCACCUACCUUCACUCGUGCACGCCUAGUGACAAUCCCCAAGAGGGCUCCUCCUGCACUGCCGCCGCGAAAUCCCUAUCGGGGUUAUGGCUCAAUGUCAACUCCCGUCUCACCAACUGCUGGGCCUCCGUCUCCUAGCAAGCGGUCUGUGGUAUCGAGCUUGGGAUUGACGGAACUGAAUAGCUUCGCAGAGCUGCCUUUGGAUGUGAAGAAUGACGCGUCUAGUGUUUCAUCUGCCGAAGCUUCCCACCUACAACAUAAUGGCAAUAUCGAUAAGGAUGAAUUUCAUUCCAUCUCUACUGUCGGAACGUCCGACUCGGCGUCGGACGGGGGCUUCAGCGCCAAGGAUACCUCGGUCACCGGCACUAGUCCCUCAAAGACCGAAGACACUUACCACACUUUUGAUGAUAUAACCGACAACACCCUGUCCAAGCUUCAGCAUCGUCACCCAUCGGACGUCGCAAAACCAACCGCAACCGAACUAGAACACUCAACAACCAUCACCGAACAUGACUACAAACCCGCAAUGCACUCUUCGCUUGCCUAA
Aspergillus oryzae RIB40 is the source of this 2013-nucleotide messenger RNA. Its product is annotated as lipid-binding SYLF domain-containing protein. The record is from RefSeq and is a predicted model, not a curated record. Gene Ontology annotation, molecular function: phosphatidylinositol binding. NCBI's taxonomy places the organism in Eukaryota, Fungi, Ascomycota, Eurotiomycetes, Eurotiales, Aspergillaceae. The transcript has a single exon. The coding region runs from base 1 to 2013 and encodes 670 amino acids.